AUGAAGCAGAGUGCUCUUCUGCUCACAGAUAGUGAUUUUGUGCCGGUGGGUGCAGCUCUGUCUGCAAUCAGAGGAUUUCAAGAUCUUGGAGAGGAUGACUUGCUCGUAAUUACUCGAGCAUUACAACUAAGUAAUGUCUUCUACCUAAUCUAUCCGAUACUUGUCCAGAUUUUUCUUUUCUCCUACUAGUUUGCAUUAUAAAUUUCAACUGGAUCUUAAUGGUUACAUCUUAACAUCUUUUUACUGAGCAGGCUCAAUCUUUUCAUUUCUCCUUAUUUUUUUGGAAUAAGGAAUCAUUACCAAAAAAAUAAAGUGCUCCAACAUAAAUUUUGCCCUUUUUCCCCAAAUAAUGUUGUGCACAUUGAUCUUACUUCACAGAACUUCAUGCUUUCAACCAGAUUUUGAUGACUUUUAUUUGGCAUCAUGAUGAUAGCAAGCACUGUACCAGGGAACUGUUUCUCUAGGUCCUAAGCUGAACCCAGAUAGUGGUGAUGAUGAUUGAUGAUCUUGAUAUAUUCAUUUUACCUCUCUGCGUGUCACUUAGAAAAGCUGUCUCACCAGCUAUGUAUAGUCGAGUUCACAAGCAAGCUGUGGCGUGAAUUGAAUCCAUAAUCUCUCUUGUUUCUGACUGUAACAGCAGGACAGCUGCCGUUUGAGCCAGCAUCCUUGAGCGUCAUCGUGUUCGCUUCAAAAUCACUUGAGCUUCCUGGGGAGCAAUGGUUUGAAGACGUCAUCAGAGUACUGAAGCCAGGGGGAACGAUCGUCAUACAGACUUUUCUUCCAGUAGCAGAUCAUGGAGACAAGGUGGGGGCGGAUUCUAUCCUAUGUCUGCUCUUCAGUUGUGCGAUGAAACCUGUCACCUGUUUGAGAUAUAUAUGCUUUCUUGCAGCCAAGUUCUGCUCUAGAACGAAAGCUGCUCUUUGCAGGGUUUCUGGAAGUGCAUCUGAUCGACAUGAAGUCGGUCCUGCAACCCGAAGACACUACUCUGCUUCUCACAGUGAGUGGGGGGGUGUCAAAGAAGUUUAUCUACCCUGGAGUUUUCCUUUCCCCACCGUGCUCUCUCUUUGGUAAUUACAGUUAAAAAAAAAUGGAAAUUUCUGCAGAUGAAGGCCAAGAAGGCAUCUUGGGUGGUGGGUUCAUCGUUCUCUCUGAAGAAGAGGGUUUUGCCCAAAAUCCAGAUCGAGGAUGAGUUGGAUUUGAUCGACGAGGACAGCCUCCUGACUGAAGAGGAUCUGAAGAAGCCAGAGCUCCCCCCUGGUGAGAUGAAUGAUUUGGUGGCUACUCAUCAACGUUGUUUGUUCCCUCCCCCCAUCCGCCGCCUCCAAUCUCUUCUUGAGCCCAUAUCUUCUUAUCUAUCAUCUGCUGUUUUCCCCUGCAGUUGGAGAUUGCGAGGUUGGGAGCACCCGGAAAGCCUGCAAGAACUGCACCUGCGGUCGUGCUGAGGAAGAGCAGAAGGUGCAGAAGUUGGCCCUGACCUCCGAGCUGCUGGAUAACCCCAAGUCAGCCUGCGGCAGUGUAAGGCUUCCCUUCACAUAUAUAGAUAUAUAUAUAUUAUACAUAAACGUGUAUUUAUUCGAUCUCAAAUUCACCAUAAUAAGUAUUUAUAUAAUUUAUUUAUUUACAUUUAUCAUUUCCCCUCCGAGAUGUAUGAGAUCCCAUGAUUUUGCAGUGCGGUCUGGGAGAUGCAUUCCGGUGUGGGACUUGCCCCUACCGAGGUCUCCCCCCAUUCCAGCUCGGGGAAAAGGUAAUGGCGGAAGCGGGUGCCCCCCUGAGCUCUCAGAUGACUCGGGAAGAGAGGGAAGUUCUUCUUUCGCAGUACUUAAAAAAAAAAUGCCGUCUCCCUUCUGUGCAGGUCUCUCUAUCUGGGAGCUUUCUUGCAGCCGAUAUUUGA
Molecule: messenger RNA, 1891 nt
Organism: Spirodela intermedia
Lineage: Eukaryota; Viridiplantae; Streptophyta; Magnoliopsida; Alismatales; Araceae
Source: the annotation of a GenBank genome assembly